Messenger RNA from Sus scrofa (pig), 399 nucleotides. It is a transcript of the gene HAMP, whose product is annotated as hepcidin antimicrobial peptide. NCBI's taxonomy places the organism in Eukaryota, Metazoa, Chordata, Mammalia, Artiodactyla, Suidae. The record is from RefSeq and is marked provisional. Gene Ontology annotation, cellular component: extracellular region. Gene Ontology annotation, biological process: intracellular iron ion homeostasis; negative regulation of iron ion transmembrane transport; defense response to bacterium.
ACCAGAGCGAGUCCUAGAGCUAACAAGCAGGACAGCUGGACGGACAGACAGCACCAUGGCGCUGAGCGUGCAGAUCCGGGCCGCCUGCCUCCUGCUCCUCCUCCUCGUCAGCCUGACCGCCGGCUCCGUUCUCCCAUCCCAGACAAGACAGCUCACAGACCUCCGGACCCAGGACACAGCAGGAGCCACCGCUGGUUUGACGCCCGUGGCCCAGAGGCUAAGAAGAGACACCCACUUCCCCAUCUGCAUCUUCUGCUGCGGCUGCUGUCGCAAAGCAAUCUGUGGGAUGUGCUGCAAGACGUAGAGCUGCCCACCCUGCCCCAGCCCCUGCGUCACCCCUUAUUUAUUCCGGCUGCCUCCAACCCUGAAUGGUCUUGGAAUAAAAUAGCUUUUCUUUUC